This is a messenger RNA of Gadus morhua (Atlantic cod), 2873 nucleotides long. Its product is annotated as RING finger protein 11. Gene Ontology annotation, molecular function: ubiquitin protein ligase activity. The record is from RefSeq and is a predicted model, not a curated record. The transcript has 3 exons. Gene Ontology annotation, cellular component: ubiquitin ligase complex. The coding region runs from base 567 to 1031 and encodes 154 amino acids. Gene Ontology annotation, biological process: ubiquitin-dependent protein catabolic process. NCBI's taxonomy places the organism in Eukaryota, Metazoa, Chordata, Actinopteri, Gadiformes, Gadidae.
UCAUCUCCAGUGGUCCAACGCGUCAUCGGGGAGGCAGAGGCUAGGCUAGCAAAGAAAAACAAACUGAGUACGUGCUGCUUAUCCGCGGAGCGGAGGGGAUGUCGACCCGAUCUAAUAAAUACAUCCGUCUUCUCUAGAUCCACCGGUGCCGACCCAGUGAAUGUUGUCUCCAGAGUUAGAUUUUCCGCGGAAGAUGAGCUCUGUGCAGCGGGGAAGGCGCUAACCUGGCUAGUUAACAGCGGCUAGUUAGCAGUGGCUAGGUAGCCAGGCUGCUAACCUUUGUUUUGAUGCCUUCAGCUGAUCCCUGUACAAUGUGCACCAGCGGUUAGCUGAGGCACACGAUUAGACAACCCUCGCAUGCAUGUCAUUCAGAACAUAUUUUAAAAAAUACAUCGUUCGUCCUCGGAGGCUUUAAUGUUUAGAUUUCAACACAUUUAAUCGGAUCGAAGCACAACAUUUGCGGCCAAGUGAGAGAGGCUCGACUGCAACAACAACAAAAAGCCAGACAGACAGCUCCUUGUCGCCUGGCUGGCACACUGCUCUGCCCGGACCGCGAAGAGAGAGACAUGGGCAACUGUCUGAAGUCUCCCACCUCGGACGAUAUAUCGUUGCUGCAUGAUUCCCUGUCAGACAUGGCGAGCUAUGGCGAAGGGCCAGACCCCGACCUGGAGCCGCCUCCGCCCUACCAGGAGCAGGCCAACAUGCCGAUGUACCAUCCCACCCCAAGUCAGACCCGCCUGGCCACCCAGCUGACGGAAGAGGAGCAGAUCCGCAUCGCACAGCGCAUCGGCCUCAUCCACCACCUCCCCAAGGGCGUGUACGACGGAGGCCAAGACGGCUCCGAGAAGAAGAUCAGAGAGUGUGUGAUCUGCAUGAUGGACUUUGUGUACGGCGACCCCAUCCGGUUCCUGCCCUGUAUGCAUAUCUACCACAUGGACUGUAUCGACGACUGGCUCAUGCGCUCCUUCACCUGCCCAUCGUGCAUGGAGCCCGUGGACGCCGCCCUCCUCUCCACCUACGAGACCAAUUGACCGGACAACUCCCACCCCCCCCACUGACCCACCUGACGCUGACAUCGACCACGCCUCUCCCUCGUCCCGUUCUCACACACACAGAAAAAACAAAACAAACGCAAUCUGCUGCGCUUUCAUACGUUGGGACGUGCAGUCGAUAGGGCGGCUGGGGUCCACUCUGAAAACAGACUGUUUUGAUAACGGCCGGUUAUUCGACGGACACGAAUGAAACGGAUGGCAUGUGGUGCCUCCCUGGGAGUGUGACCCAAUCACCUUGUCCACACUGCUAGAAUAAUCAAGACACAAUUGUUUAUUUUCAGACGACAGUGCAUGACCGUGGUUGUAGUAGUGUGUGUGUGUGUGCGUGUGUUUCUUUUUUUUCUCCCUCAUUUCCACCUGAGCUGGUCUCGGUGGUGUCCCACCUCGAAUAGCAUCAGUUUUACUUGGUUAGCAUCAGUUCAAUUCAAUGUUUCUGCUACUGACUUCACUGACCAAAUUCCGCCAGCAAGAACUUUCAUUGUUUCAGUGUGUCUGCGGUCUCAACUGGAAGCAUAACGUCGGUUAUGUCUGCUAGACUCGUUCAUCGCUGUAAAAAACAAAGAAAAUACCGAAAAAAUAGAGCGAUAUAAAAAAAGCUUUGCACUUUGUGGAGAUAGGUGUAAAAUACUUAAUUGUACACUGGUAGUGUCGAGUGAUGACCCUGUUAUAUUUCCCAGAAACCAAUAGCCGACAUUCAGCAACAAUGUAUAUGUAAUGCAGAGUUGGGCUACACGACUCCUGGGCUACUGAACUCAAUGGCAUCUCUUUGAGUUUCAUCGAGUCACUGAGUGUCUUCUAUAUGUCGUGGCCCCACUGCCACUCUUACGAAGUGCGAAUUCAAAGUUGUGUCAAAAACAACUUGACGAUUUGAAGGAUGACCCAUUCAGCGUUUGAAUUGUGACAGGUAAUGUACGUUACCCAAAGAGUAAAGCAAAGCUGGUCCGCCGCCGCAAAAAGGGCUCAACUGCAUGAGCCGGCGGAUCAGCUUAAACUGAACAACGCUUGCACAAAUACUCAUCGGAUCCAGAGACUUGCACUUUACUUACAUGACUAUAAUGGAAUUCAUAGAUUAAUAUAUACUUUCAAUAUCUUGCACUAUCCAUUGUAUUGCUUUCCAAUUUUCCUUUUUCUUUCUUUUUCGUUGCAGACAGGUUAAAUGGUUCGACGCUGACAGUCGUCAUCCUGAUGACCUAUUUCAUGAAUUGUGCAAUUCUGUAAUAAGAGCCGGUCUGGUGUGUUCUGCUUGUGUGGCCCCUUGUUGUGCUUUCGUGUCUGUACAGAGGGACAGAGGUUCGCUCCACUGUGACAGAGAGUAGGCUAGAUCACAUGAUAGCUCAUGCCAUGUUCCAAUAAAGGCCAUGCAGCCUAUUGAUUGUCCAUUGGCUACAACUUGUUUGAUUAUUGGUUUUGUAGCAGUACCCUGUUAGCCGUUGAUCAGAUUUAAACUGCAGUGUGUGGUUUAAUUUCCCAUGUGAUGCUGUGUUCUGAGUUUCUUUGGUUGCAAUCCUUUUAUUUUUCUUUCCACCUUGUGUCUUGGCCAAGUGUUGAAGUUGUAUAGACUCCAUUGUGUAUUUAGGAGACUAACCACCCUAACUCUUAAUCUAUAUGCUACGUAUAGUUUUAGCAUGACUAUGCAAACCUCUGUCCCGAAUGAAUUUCCGAGAAAGAGAGUUCAGAUUACAUCUUUUCAGUCAUGGGCUUUUCUAUUUCAGCAUUUAUUAUUUUGACUUUGGUUUGAACUCUCUGAAAAUAUCCAUGUCAUUUUGGUUUUUUUGAAGUUUAACAUGCCCUUAUGUAAACAAAAAUAAAUCUGAAAGCACA